Molecule: messenger RNA, 1722 nt
Organism: Gregarina niphandrodes
Lineage: Eukaryota; Apicomplexa; Conoidasida; Eugregarinorida; Gregarinidae
Exons: 2
Coding region: 1-1722 (573 amino acids)
Source: RefSeq, a predicted model, not a curated record
AUGGAAAAAGAGUCCAAGGGAACACAAGUGGAUGACGAGUUUAAUCUGGAGGAGUGGUUGGCAGAAUUUCGGCAGCAUUUAGAACUACGGGAUUUGACGCAAAAAGAAGCAUGGGCUUCGACAAUUGAGCAGCAACAAGCUGUGGUAUUGGAGAAUCUUCGGUUUCAUGAGUUGCUGGCGGAGUACCGUUUAUCGGACCGUCCUCGUCCUCGGAAGUUCCAGAGCUGGACGCGUAUCGUGGACGGGGGUUCAGAAGAACCAGUGAGUAAUGCAGGUGGGGCUCCGGUAGGUGGGGCGAUUCCUCGAAUUCUGUCUACGAUGACUUUGGCGGGGGUGUCCUGCGACGGGGCGACGUUCGACGGGUCACCAAACGACUCGGUGUUUGACCCCCCGUUGGACGGCGGUGGUGGAUUGACGUUAAGGAGGGAGGAGGGCAGAGAUGAUGAGGGCGCUCUGCCGGUGACAAGGGAGGCGUACCGGUUACAAUUACCGAGUUACAAAAAAAAGCGGUCGCUGUACAAAUCUUCUUCUUCCUCGUCUCCUUCCUCAACUAAGUGGUGCAUCGCGCCUUGCUGGACCUACGAUGACCAUUUACUAGUAGCGCGGACGGGCGAAGCGUUAUUGUACAAAGUAUCUUUCUCUUUCGGGUACGGAGAGGACUUCGCACACGUGUGCGAACUUAUCACGACAAAGUACCCAUUUAAUUAUGGUAUUUACGUUUGCAAGCAAGACAUGCGCGCCGUUUGUGGGAUCCGUAAAAAGAAUGGAACAGGAAUCUCCGUCAUCGACCUCGUCGCCGAGUGCGAAAUCUCAUUCUACGGCUCCUACGAGGCCACCGACGCGGACGUCGUUUGCUGCGGGAAAUGUGACCGCGGUUACUUCAGCUUCCACCGGGACUCUACUAUCGCAAUAUGGGACGACAACCGACUUACGGCUUUGGUCCAUAAACAGAUUACGGGCUUCAGGAGCAACCGACAAGUACGCUCAGCCGUGUUCUUGUCUGACGAGCAACUCAUUUUAGUCAUCUACGAGGGCAUUCCCACUUGUGUUGUAGGCUGGAGCUUGCAGGAGAAACGAUGCAGGUAUGCCACCUAUUUCAAACUGCGACACGAAAUUCGGACCGUCAGCGUUGCUAGACGAAUGUCUACGGAACCGCCUGUAACUCUUUGCCUAACCACCUCUCGCGGGAAUCAUGUAGUGCUCAUGCCCGUCCUAGCCUUCCUUAGAAACCUCGACAUCCGGGAUAUGGAGGCUCUCCGUUCAGAUGAGGGCGCCGAAGCUGCUCAGCUUCUCUACAACGUCAACGGCGUGGGCAUUUGCGCUACCGUCAACCAAGAGACCGGAAUAAGCAUCUGGACUCUGGAGGGCGGAGAACUGCUUUCUCGCAUUCAACUGUCCGCUUUACAGCCUGUUGCCGAAACAAACGCCGGGACUGGCCGCCGCCGAAGCCAGUCUCUGCAGUCACUCAUUGGCUCGUCGAUAAAGACCACCGGGGCAUCCAUAAUACCCAUACUCCAAGUCGACCGAAAAAGUCAGCAAGAAACGGCUCGCCGCAAAGCGUCGUCAACGUCCACCGCAGCGGGACAAGAGGCAUUGGAAUCCACUCAAAACGAUCUACAAUGGAUCGAUGUCGACGGGCGCUGGUUUCUCGCUGCGACUUGUGGAUCAGAUAUUGUGAGCAUUCUCGACCCACUUGACGCCUCGCCCCCAAUAAUAUUGUAG